Molecule: messenger RNA, 4691 nt
Organism: Eriocheir sinensis (Chinese mitten crab)
Lineage: Eukaryota; Metazoa; Arthropoda; Malacostraca; Decapoda; Varunidae
Product: solute carrier family 35 member E2A-like
Exons: 8
Coding region: 147-1310 (387 amino acids)
Cellular component (GO): Golgi apparatus
Molecular function (GO): antiporter activity
Source: RefSeq, a predicted model, not a curated record
CUUCUUCAUAUUCAUCUAUUCCUUGUAUGCACAUAUCCUUUAUAGAUACACAUUUUCCUUGCACACAUACACACACAUGCGCACACACAACCGACCAGUGAAGUGAGAUGUGACACAAGAAACAAAGCAACAAAUAGCUCAAUUGAAUGCUAGCGGAGGACCCUGACCACCCGGCAAUCCACAUGCCCACCUCCUCCCCACCGACACGCAUCCGCCACCUCAGCCUGUCGGGUGUCCGGAGUGGCUUGAUGGAAGAGGGAAACAGUGAUGAUGGGGCUGAGGGAGGAGGAGCCCUAUCCCACAACCCCACCACCACCUUCUCACCUCCCCCUCGGCCGCCCCCCAACCUCGGGCUGCGUCACCCCCGUGCGCUGGUGUUCCUGGCCCUGUGGUACGUGUUCAGUGGGUUCACGCUCUUCCUCAACAAGUAUAUCCUCACCUACCAAAAGGCGGACCCGCAUGUGUUGUGUGGCAUGCAGAUGUUCAUCACCAUGCUGUGUGGCCUGGUGCAGCUCAGGUACCCGCUCGGCACCUACAAGCCCGUGGUGGGACAGCGCAAGCCGGACAACUUCAGGAGGGGCAUGUUCAUCCUCGGCCUGCUGCAGCUUGGCACCAUCAUGUUUGGCCUCAUCGCGAUCUACUACGUGGCCGUCAGUUUUGCCGAGACGGUGAAGAGCUCAGCGCCGAUAUUCACUGUCCUCAUAGCCUGGCUGCUGCUUGGUGAGAGGACGAGCUGCUUUGUGCUGGCGUCGCUGGUGCCGGUGAUGGCUGGCCUGGCCCUUUGCUCCAGCCAUGAGCUCUCCUUCUCCCUCACCGGCUUCCUCUGUGCACUGGCCACCAACCUGUGUGAGUGUCUCCAGAGUGUGGUGUCCAAGGGCCUCCUCUCGCAGCGCACUUACAUCUACAGUCCCGCUGAGCUCCAAUUCUACCCCAAUUUGGCGGCCGUGAUGUUGCAGCUUCCGACGUGGUACUUCUUGGUGGACGUCGAGCGGCUCACACAGCAAAUGGACCGCAACCUCCUGACGGCCAUAGUGCUCGAUGGGAUCUCCUUCCACGGCCAGACCAUCACAGCCUAUGUCCUCAUGUCCUAUGUUAACCCGGUUACUUAUAGUGUCGCCAACACCACCAAGCGAGCCUGUCUCAUAUGGCUGUCGGUGGUGAUAUUUGGCAACCCCGUCACGCUGCUGAGCUGGGUGGGCACGGCGGUUGUGGUGUGCGGUGUGCUGUUGUACGGGCGCGCGAGGGAGGUGGAGGAGCGGAGGCGGGAACUCUUCUCUAUCCCCCGAGAGAAGAUGGAGGCUGUCAGAUAGUGCCGGACAGAGAGAGAGAGAGAGAGAGAGAGAGAGAGCCCAUAAAGUAUUUUCAGAGUUUUAAGGCAGCGUAAGAUAAUUAACUAUAUUUUCUGUCUUUUCUCGUUCUUUUAUAUUUUUCCUUAAUUCCUUUUUCUACUUAGUGUAUCGUUAGUUAUGUCAUUAGUGUUAUUUUUUUUGUUUUUAUUUUGAUUAUUCUAUUUAUUGCUCCAUUAUCAUUAUUUUUAGUAGUUGUGGUAUCAUUUUUAUUUAUUUAUUAUUAUUAUUAUUAUUAUUAUUAUUAUUAUUAUUAUUAUUAUUAGUGCUACAAACGGUGCAUCUACAACAAUUACUCAAUCAGUAUUUUAACUGCUUAGCACUUCAAUUGAUCUACUUUUCAUAAUUACUUUCUUACAGGUUCAUUUUAACGGUCCAGAGUCCUACACAGACACCUUUCAUGAUGUUAAAGAUUUUAAUACUGGCAAUCAUAAUAUUUUACUCAUUAUGAUCCAUUUAAACAUUUUAGUAUUGUGUCCUUUCGUUAAAGCAGACAUAGGCAGUGUUCAGCUCACUUCCGUUGUGCUAAUCAAAACUAAAGAACAUCGGUGUGCAUAUACGAGGAAGGGGGAAGGGGCAGCAAGUCUAACAGGAUUAUAUGAAAUGACUUUGUGAAUGCCUAUAUACGAGGGAGGGGGAAGGAGGAGCAAGUCUAACAGGAUUAUAUGAAAUGACUUUGUGAAUGCCUAUAUACGAGGGAGGGGGGAGGGGCAGCAAGUCUAACAGGAUUAUAUGAAAUGACUUUGUGAAUGCCCAUAUACAAAUUCUAUUCUUCAUUCACUUAAAACAUAAUAACUGGUGAGGAAAGGUUUGUCCAUUUCUGAGUGCCCCCCCCCCCACCUCAACCCCCUUCUCUAAAUAUCGUCACCCUCAUAAAAUAAUCGCCUGAGUCAUUUUUCAGCGAUUUCCAGUUUUUGUCUACAUCAAUUUUUUAACAUGUGAUGGACAUUUUUGUACGGUUGCCUUCGUCAUUCAGGGUUCGAGCGUUCUAGAAUUGGCCUUUUCAUUUCUGCCUAAAUAUUAAGCCAAAUGAGAUGAUGAUAGUUCUUUUCCUAUUUCCUGUAAAGUAGAAAAUAAUGACCAGCGCUUUGCUUACGAAGGUGACGAUAUGCUACUUCUCAAAAAGGCAGUCUCAAAUAAAUACAUUAAUUGCAAUUAUUUAAAUGCAAUAGUUAAAUCUAACUUACUGUUUCACAAACAAUUAUUUUUUUCUCCAUCCUUAAUAUUUAUUCUGUGAUUUAGGAAAAGAAAAGAAUUGGAAUAGGGCAUUUUAAUUAAGAUGUGAUGUAAUUUACUUACUUUGCCAUUAUUUAAACAAUUACUUCCAUUUUAUUUUUAUUAAUUACAUACUUUCAUUAUAUAACAAUCUCUAUUUUACUUUUCAUUAUUGUGUCUGUGAGGUUUUGUAUGAUUCUUGUAGUUUUAUCAAGGUGGAUUCCCCAUCACCUGCAAUGCACCCGUGAAUGCAAGCAAGAUUCUGUUAGAGGCACAGCGCUGGACGUACGUGUGUGUGCUUUCUCAAUCUCGGUAUUUGUUUGUGUGUGUGUGUGUGUGUGUGUGUGGUGUUAUUUAUUUAUUUAUUCAUUCCGAGUGUUUUCUUUUUUUUUCUUACAUUAAUUAAUAUUCUAAGCUUCUUUCAGCCAUUUCUCGCUUCUAGAAAGUUAAUUUUGCAGUUACUGAUUUUUCAUUCCAUUUUGGGUCUUAGGUUUAGGCGCCGAGCUGCAAAUUUGGUUCCUCUUUUGACCAACUAAUUAUUCCUAAGUGUUUGAUUUACUGGUGUUAUUUCAAUAUUUUAAUUGUUUGAUCUUCUUAUUUAAAAUUAUCCAGUUACUGAUUUAUUUGUGUGCUUUUAUUUAUUUUUUCUAAGUAUUGCUUGUAAAUUAGCAUCACUGAUUUACUUAUUCUUUUAUUAAUUUUUUCUAAGUAUUUCUCGUUUCCCAUUAUUGAUAUCUACUCUUAAGCAGUUUUUAAGCUAAUUUUCCUACUUUUUAAUAUUUCCAUUCCUGCAGUGUUAAGUUUACUCCUCAUUCACUUCUUCUAUUCAUAAACGAGAACUUCCCUCACUCUUUAAUAGUUGAUUUCUCUGAGCAUAUGCUACAAUGUUCCUUCUCUCUUACUUACAUUCUGUCUGGGGCACAACUUUUAUACAUAACGUUCAUGACAAUAAGGAUGUUUUCCAUUAUUUUUGUAGUGAGGCAGCAACGAGGAAGCCGUGCGUGGGGGAAGGUUCAUAAGAAUGUGUAACUUGCGGCAAACUCUUGACAUCCAAAAGAGAAACUGUGAUGGCACGCUGGAAAACCUCGUACAUGCCAGAUUCUUUAAACGUCAUAUCGGUAUUUAUCGUCAGUACGGUGGCUAGUUUGGCUUAUUAAUUCCUAUCUUGGACUGGAGUUAAAUAGAAGUAUGUAUUGGAUUUUACAGAUAAGUCUACAAACUCAGUCUUAAAAAUUAAUACAAAAAUCAACAAAAACAACAACCACACCUAUAAAAACAGACCUAAAAAGACAAAUCACCCACAGUAUUGUUGAUAAAGACUAAUCGAUGUUUAAAUAAUCUGGCAACAGUUUCACAAUGGCCGAGACUUGCACCCGAGCCUCAGAUAAGAAACAAGGCAUCUUAUUACUCCUUAGUUUGCUUAGUGUAUGCUGUGUCACGCCUCCCAAUAUGCCUGAGAGUACAGACUUGAUUUCAGAACAUGGUUGGCUAGUGAUGGCGAGGUGGAGUUGGGGGUUGUAAUACGGUAAUUCCAGCCACCACCUCUUCACUUCACCUGACCUCUCCCUUCCACCUGUACCCUCUCCUUGCCCUUGUCCGACACUGUGCUUCUUGUCGACUUCGAAUGUUGAUAUAUUUUCAGUAGCUUCUUAGAAUGAAUACACCAGCUUCCUCUUUUAUAUGUGACAUCAUAAUAUUAGCUGGCGCCACAGUGGUUCGUGUGAUAUGUGCUUUAUAUUGUUGCUAUUUGAAGAAACGGAUGUGAAGUCUCUAAAAACACUUUUGUGUGGAUUUGAGUCUGAGAAUCCCAUUGAGCACAGUGAACAUAAGUACGUAAGGAGUCUGCAAGAGGCCGGUAGUGAAGUGAGGUGUUUCCCUUCCCUUUGGACACAUUAACCAGUGAGCAGCGAGUGAGCGUUCAUGCCCGUUUUUGCCCACCCUGAAGGAGGCGCGGCACCACAUACAUUCAGCAAACAGUAUAUUGACCCAUUUGAAAAGUUACACAUCCAGCAGCUGUCCCUGGAGCUGAAGACUGGCAACCCACCCCACUGUGAGACCACGUGUUUAGAUUUCUCACCGUGUUAUUCCAGCUCCUCUGAUGAUUAUUAUUAAUUACUGUUUGUGCCUUAA